AUGGCUUCUGUCUUUGCACUAAAUUUUCCGAGACUUCUAUCUAGAUCUUGCUCAAUUUCUUCAAUCCAAAGAAACCUUCAUUUGACUGCAUCAUGCAAAUAUUACAUAGAAGGCAGUCAUGAACCCUUCGCUCCUGUUCCCGGUCGAUUUCCCCGGUGGGCCACUUCAGGUGAACAAGCCUUUGGUCACAUAAAAGAUGGCGCGAAGGUUUUCGUUCAUGGUGGUGCUGCUACUCCUUCGUUGCUCGUUAAAGAGUUACACAAUUAUGUCAUGACCAAUAAUAUUAAGGAUGUUCAGUUACUUCAUAUCCAUACCGAAGGCCCUUUUCCUUUUAAUGAUCCCGAGUGUGUGGGUCAUUUUCGAACUAACUCUCUUUUUACCGGCAGUAACUGUCGUCAGGCUAUCAAUGAAGGACGUGCCGACUUCACACCGAUUUUCCUUAGCGAGAUUCCAUUGCUUUUCCGUCGCAAACAUGUGGAACUUGAUCUGGCCAUUAUUAGCAUCACACCUCCUGACAAGCACGGUUUUUGUUCGCUUGGGCCCAGCGUUGACGUUACUCGAUCUGCUAUUCAGAAUGCUAAGUUUAUUGUUGCUCAAGUCAAUCCUCACAUGCCGUUGACUCGCGGUGACGCCAAUAUCCACGUUAGCAAUAUCGCUGUCUUGAUGCAUGGUCCUCAGCCGCUUCAUGAAUUAAAGGCUCGCAAAAUCAGUGACGCUGAACAGCAAAUCGGUAAAUUUAUCGCUGAAGAACUCGUUCCUGAUGGCGCUACAAUGCAGAUGGGCAUUGGCUCUAUCCCUGACGCCGUUCUGUCGCAGCUAACUAAUCAUAAGCACUUAGGAGUCCACACUGAAAUGUUCUCGGAUCGAUUGGUUGAUCUAGUUAAACUCGGUGUCAUUACCAACUCAAUGAAAAAAAUGCGACCCGGCAAAAUUGUGUCCAGUUUCGUUAUCGGCACCAAAAAGUCCUUCGAUUUCAUUGACAACAAUCCUUUUGUCGACCUUUGCGAUAUUGCGUGGGUUAACUCACCCGUGAUUAUCGCCCAGAAUCCUCGCCCCAUGGCAAUAAAUUCGUGUAUUGAGGUUGAUCUUACCGGCCAAGUUGUGUCUGAUUCUAUUGGGCCUCGCAUCUAUUCUGGUGUCGGUGGUCAGGUUGAUUUCAUUCGUGGUGCCGCAAUUUCGACUGAUGGUGAAGGCAAACCAAUCAUUGCUCUUCCUUCUGUUACGGCCAAAGGUCAAUCUAAGAUUGUUCCCUACCUAAAGGAGGGUGGAGGCAUUGUGACUACUCGUGCUCAUGUUCACUAUAUUGUCACUGAGUACGGCAUCGCCUACCUCUUUGGGAGAAAUCUGCGUCAGAGGGCCUACGCUCUCAUCAACAUCGCUCACCCCGACCACAGGGAGUCUCUUGAGAAGGCAGCGUUCGAGCGCCUCAAGGUCAUGCCCUCGCCCGAUUAA
Messenger RNA from Mesocestoides corti, 1452 nucleotides. The record is from the annotation of a GenBank genome assembly. NCBI's taxonomy places the organism in Eukaryota, Metazoa, Platyhelminthes, Cestoda, Cyclophyllidea, Mesocestoididae.